This is a messenger RNA of Heterobasidion irregulare TC 32-1, 1776 nucleotides long. RefSeq lists its product as uncharacterized. The record is from RefSeq and is a predicted model, not a curated record. The transcript has 4 exons. NCBI's taxonomy places the organism in Eukaryota, Fungi, Basidiomycota, Agaricomycetes, Russulales, Bondarzewiaceae. The coding region runs from base 1 to 1776 and encodes 591 amino acids.
AUGAGAUCUCCAGUCAUGUCACCCAUCUACGAAAAUUCUCUUACCACUGACUAUCUAAAGGGGUUACCUCGAUUCAUCUCCAUUCUAUCACAACUUCGUAACCACUCAAGGGAGUUGAGCCUACUAACCGCUGAAUACGACAGUGGUGUCGAUUCAUCCUACUCACUAUCAGCAUCCAUGUCUCUAGAGGCUCGCCUAACACUGGAACUUCCUCAACCUCUUACUCCUGAUCUUCUUUCUCUAGGUUUGCCCCUCAUGAAAGCUCAGUCUAUCUCUGGUACAUAUAUAAAGGCCGCGACGCGUUUGAAGUCGAAGUUGGAAGCACAGUUUCAAUAUCGUGCAGAUCGCGGGCUCUUGGAGUCGAAAAAUUUGGGUGGAUUUCCUCCUCUACGUCUUCAGACUCAUAUUCCAAUGGUCUAUGCCUCGCAUUUCCGGAAAACAACAGCCUCAUGGGCCGAGGUUGGGAUGCUUUCAACGCAGCGAUGGCUACUGACAGCAAGUCUGAAGAAUCGACUCAGAUCUUGCUCCUUGGUCAAACCAGCUGAGGAAGCAUAUGUCACAACUCUUCCGCACACGGACAGAAGAACUACUGGAACGAACUUAUUUGAUAUCUCUGACAAAACUGAACUGUUAAUACCUCGUAUAUCUAUCGGUAAGAAGACGAAGCACAGUGCUGGCCUGGCAACUCGAUAUUCUACCGUUAGCUCUUGUGAUGGAACGCUUGACCAAACGAUCUCAGAACCGACUCGUAUUGCACCAGUCAUCAAACCAGAUUCAGAUGCAGGACUCACAUCGAACCGAGGCGUUGCGAUCAAAGGUCCUAAGCCCCAACGCUCUGCCGGUCAAAAUCCUUCCCCUACGUCUUGGGAUUUAACAUCCUUCAUCGACGAUUUUCACGGCCUCAGCUUACGCGAUCGAUCAAAAUCCGUCGGCUUGAAGGACGAGGGUGACACGUGCAAGGCUACCCCUUCGGAGCAUAUCUUCACUCUGUCCAAACAUUCAUCAUCACCCAUCAUUCGUCCCCCCACCCCAGCCGGGGUCCGGUCGGGGGCCAGCUCUUCCCGUCCUAAGAGCCACUUACAAAGUUCACACGAUAUUCACAGCAGCCAUUCGGCAUCGUCGCAGAGUGCCAGGCGGCGGAAAUUUGCUCCUUGUCCCAAUCGCGAUCGAUCAAUGCAGUCUAUCUACAAAGGGUCCAAUGUCUUGUUCUCUCGCCAGACGGAUGAUACGACUUUGACCUCUUCAGCAGCAAAUGCUAAAGAGCUAUCGGACCCAACUAGUCAUUGUUUCUCUCCCUCGGCGUCUUCCCACACUCGCAGAAGAAAGAUAGCUCCCCUUCCUCCGAGACAUCCUUCGACGACGACAACAGAUAUAGCAGUGAUAAUUUCUUCAGAUCUUUGUAGAUCCUCUCAAAGACCGCCUCACAAGCCCCUUGGUAGUCGUCGAUCUACCACCGGGACGUCUGGCCGUUUGACUGGGCCUCUAUCGCGAUCCCCCUCCCUUACGUCGCUCUCAUCCGACGAAUCGGGUCUAUCAUGUUCUGAUGAACUUGAGACUCCCCCUUCGUCACCAACGCUUCCUUCCAUGAACUUACCAACUACCUCCCCUGCAGUCUCGCUAUCAUCCGGUGAAUAUAGAUUUCUAUCAGCAACAUGCUUUCGUAAUCUGUUUCCUGCGCCACAACUGCUGGCAGUGAAGGCAGAGAACCCUCGACCUCGUACUUUCACCUUCUCCGCAAGAGACGAAGAUUCUCCUCGCUUCCCCUUUAGUCGGUGA